GUCAAGUUCACCUGUGCACAACCAGGCCACAUAAAAAAGAAUGGCUUUGCACUCAACGAAGCAGUUGUUGAUUUUUUAAUGUCGCAAAAAUAUUCGUUGCACCCAAGAGAUUAUAACCAGCAGUAAAAAUGUUACCGGAGCGAAUAGUUCAAUGGUUUUUGAUUUGUGAAUUCGCUCUUAUCGUAAUCGGUAUAUCAAAUAACGAAAACCUCAUCGACGAAGAGUACCACAGGGCUGCUGAUAAACCUAAAGGUUUUCAACAAGCAGAUACCGAUGAUUUAAAGCGAGACUUGUGGUACGUUGGUCACAAUCCAAAAUAUUAUCAUUCAAGUGGAGCGUACGGACCUGUAGGACCUGAUAAUUUAGUAUACCAUAAGGAACACGAACCUUAUGGAUAUACUGGUGAAACACCACAAUAUGGUUACACGCCUGGUUAUGGAAUGUUUGCUGGUCACCCUAGUUCAUAUGGCUACCCUACUGGCAGUGGAGGUAUCCAUCCCUAUAUUCACAGUGGAGGAGUAAUACCUUAUGGUCACGGUGGAGGCCACCCUUACGAUGGUUAUGAACAAGACAACGGAUUUGGACUAAACGGGAUUAGCCAGUAUCUUAAAAAAAAAUUAACCUUCAAGAAACUGUUUUUACCACUAGCUGGUCUAGCGCUCAUAGCAGCAGCAGGGGUUCUAUCAAAAGCUAAUCCUGUUAUACUUCAGCUUGACGCCACCAACGUUGGUUCGCGAAUUAAACGAUCACUUGUUCAAGACAGUAAUAACAAGUAUAAAUACACCUCGU
This is a messenger RNA of Phyllotreta striolata, 789 nucleotides long. Lineage: Eukaryota; Metazoa; Arthropoda; Insecta; Coleoptera; Chrysomelidae. The record is from the annotation of a GenBank genome assembly.